UAGCCCGAUUCAACUUUGCAUUUGUCAGUUGUUCGUCGAACAGGUGAAACAGAUAGAGCAAAAUUAUGAACGGUCGUGUUUUGGUACUUUUUGCCCUUCUGGGUGCCCUCGUCGUGUUGACGGAAGCCCGCGGACGAGGCGGAGCGGAUGGUCUGUGUGCCUGUCCGAGGAUCUAUCUGCCGGUUUGCGGAAGCGACCUGGAGACCUACAGCAACGAUUGCUUGCUGCGGUGCGAGGUGGAUUCGAACCGGGGACGCGCCCUAGGGCUGAGGAAGUUGAGCGAUGGACCGUGCGACAACUUGGCCGAUAACCUGGCGGAACUUCCGGUGGAAUAUUGAAGGUGGUGAUGAAAUUGAUGGAUGGCGACAUACGUUUUGUGAUCAAUAAAAAAAAAACAUUUAAACUUUGA
Culex pipiens pallens (northern house mosquito) is the source of this 409-nucleotide messenger RNA. RefSeq names its product serine protease inhibitor Kazal-type 1. The record is from RefSeq and is a predicted model, not a curated record. NCBI's taxonomy places the organism in Eukaryota, Metazoa, Arthropoda, Insecta, Diptera, Culicidae. Gene Ontology annotation, molecular function: protein binding. The transcript has a single exon. Bases 66 to 338 code for a protein of 90 amino acids.